AUGUCAGCGUCAAACGAAAAGCCAAAAGUUUAUAUUAUUGGUGUUGGAAUGACAAAGUUUACAAAACCAGGAUCAGUACCAAACUGGGAUUAUCCUGAUAUGGUAAAGGAAGCAGUAAACAAAGCCUUAUUGGAUGCAAAACUACAGUAUAGUGAUGUGGAGCAAGCAGCAGUUGGCUAUCUGUACGGUGGCACUUGUUGUGGACAGCGAGCACUCUACGAGAUUGGACUCACCGGAAUACCUAUUUAUAAUUUGAAUAAUGCAUGCGCGAGUGGUUCAACAGCUGUUUAUCUCUCAAAAUUGUGUAUUGAAGGAGGUCACGUAAAUGUUGCACUUGCAGUAGGUUUUGAGAAAAUGAAGAGUGGCUCACUGGAAGCAAUGGAAAAGCUUGAUGAUCGAACACACGCACUCGAACGACAUAUUAACGUCAUUUCUACAACACGUGGCCUGUUACCAGCACCGCUAAUGGCGCAAAUGUUUGCUAAUGCUGGACGAGAACAUAUGGAUAAAUACGGAACCAAACGAGAACAUUUUGCUAAAAUAGCUCAAAAGAACCAUAAACAUUCCAUUAACAAUCCAAAUUCACAGAUUCAAAAAGAAUAUAGUUCGGAUGAGAUUCUGAAUGCACGAGUGAUUCACGAUUUUAUGGGUCUUCUAGAAUGCAGUCCGACAUCGGAUGGUGCAGCAGCAGUGAUUUUAUGCAGCGAACAAUUUUUAAAGAAAUCUCCACACCUUUACAAACAAGCUGUUGAAAUUAUUGGUGCUGAGCUAGGCACUGAUGAACCAUCCGUAUUUGCUGAACAUUCGAGUCUAAAAAUGAUUGGCUUUGAUAUGAUACGAAAAUUAUCAAAUAGAUUGUAUCAGAAGACAGGUUUGACACCAAAUGAUGUGCAGGUUAUUGAGUUACACGAUUGCUUUGCCCCAAAUGAACUAAUUUCUUAUGAAGCACUUGGCCUUUGUCCUAUUGGCAAAGGCGGUGAUAUUGUUGAUAAGGGUGAUAAUACAUAUGGUGGAAAAUGGGUCAUCAAUCCUUCUGGUGGAUUAAUAUCCAAGGGUCAUCCAAUAGGUGCAACUGGCGUAGCACAAGUCGUUGAAUUGUCACUUCAACUGCGUGGCAUUGCUGGCGCACGCCAAGUACCAAAUUGCAAAGUUGCAUUGCAGCACAACAUUGGAAUUGGCGGAGCUGGCAUGGUUGCAUUGUAUCGAUUGGCUCAAUUGUCGUCUUCAGAAAAUGUGACAAAUGCAAAAGUUCCAGUAAAAAAAAUCUUUUUAAGUGAUGCCAUUUUUGAUGGAAUUAGAGAACGUAUAAAAACGGAAAAAGAUUUAUCACAGACAAUAAACAGUUCAUUUAGAUUUAUUUUAACCGGACCGGAUAAUGCUGUCAAAAAAUGGGUUGUUGACUGCAAGGUGACACCACCAACUAUUAUCGAAAUGGGUGAAGGUCAGGUAGAUGUUGAGAUGACAAUGAAAGAUUCCGAUUUUGUGAAAAUUGUUACUGGAAAAUUGCGACCUGAUCAGGCAUUUUUACAACGCAAACUGAAAAUUAAAGGUAACUUGGCAAAAGCAAUGAAACUGCGAACAUUAGUGAAACCAGAACUAUUUAAAGCUAAAUUGUAA
This is a messenger RNA of Brugia malayi, 1617 nucleotides long. It is a transcript of the gene Bma-daf-22, whose product is annotated as sterol carrier protein, putative. Gene Ontology annotation, molecular function: acyltransferase activity, transferring groups other than amino-acyl groups. The coding region runs from base 1 to 1617 and encodes 538 amino acids. The record is from RefSeq and is a predicted model, not a curated record. Lineage: Eukaryota; Metazoa; Nematoda; Chromadorea; Rhabditida; Onchocercidae. The transcript has 16 exons.